Molecule: messenger RNA, 20149 nt
Organism: Coregonus sp. 'balchen'
Lineage: Eukaryota; Metazoa; Chordata; Actinopteri; Salmoniformes; Salmonidae
Source: the annotation of a GenBank genome assembly
AUGACUCGGAGAUCAUGUGCAAUUUACGCUACUGGGUUUGUCUGCGCCCAUCUACUGAUAGUGGGCAUCGCCUUGGUCGUGGCUCAAGUCUUCCAAACAAUGAUUUACAAUCGGCUAAAAAAGGUGAGUUGUAACUUUUCCUCACUUCAAACAUGCAUUUUAUAGUUUUUUGUAGUCUGGUGGCUUUAAAUUGUUAACGUUUGUUGUGUUUGCACUGAACAGCAGACGGUGAGUCACAUUUCCCAUCCCUUGUAGGUACGGGUUUUCAACCUGGACUCAGGAGUAGACGUAACAUAGUUAAUGUAUACCGGGCAAUUCAAUUAGUAUGAUAUGUUACCUUUCAUAUGAUAUAUGUGAAUUUGUGGGUGUCCGUUAUUAUUUCAUAUGAUAUGUUAUGAAUUACAAUUUGUAUGAUAUGUUACGGAUUGCAAUGUGUACAAUAUGUUACGGAUUGCAAUUCAUACAAUAUGUUGGCAAAUUUGCAAAAAACGUAUAUGUUACGAAUUCUAAUUUGUUGUGGCUAAUGUUGGCAAGGUGGCUAAUGUUAGCUAUGUAUUUAACGUUAACUAGGCUAGGGGUUAGGGUUAGGAGUUAGGUUAAAGGGUUAGGGGAUGGGUUAGCUUACAUGCUAAGUAGUUGCAAAGUAGCAAGUAGUAGCAAAGUUGUUUGUGAUAAAAUUCGAACACGCAACCUUUGAGUUGCUAGACGUUGGCGUUAUACCUUCUGUCUUAUGUAACCAUACCAAACGUAACAUAGAAUACUAUUUUCAGUGUCCCGGUUUACUAUGUUACAUCUAGUCUGAGACCAAGCUGGAGCUUUAAAUGUGAUGUUAGCUAGCUAGCUACAGCAUUGAGUUCCCUCAAACCUUAUCUCCAGUCAUUUACCCACCCAACAUGGGUCAGUACAACAUACCAUGCUUUCCAAGUUCACCAAUUUAUGUGCUGCAUUCUUUACCACCAACCAGGGAUGGUUUUUGUGGUAGGACGCAACAUUGUAUCAUUCAUAAAUCCGCAACAUUGAUUCAAACCUCUUGAACAGCUCUGCAUGUAAACUCAGUGUAUUGUAGUAGCCUAUGGAUGGAAUCUCGCUGGCUGAUUUACAAUUCGGGGUAUGCUCAUGUCACAGUGCGUGGUGGUAACACCAUCACCAUGGAUGGGUGCACUCAGAGCAAGCAACAUGCUUUAUUCCAUCAAUACAAUAAACCCACUAUAAAUUCAUUUGCUAAAUCUCAAAGUCAAGCUUUAUUAUACACGAUACAGAUUAUUUGAAAUAGAACUGCUGCAUUUUCAACUGCAGUGUAUUCAUCUUAUUUACACGUCUGUGUCUCACAAUAUAAUUGAUUUGGGAUUUAAAGUUAUAUGAGCUUUCCUAGUGGCUUAUUGGGUUUAUCAGUCAGUGGUUGUAGUAGGGUAGGAAUUUCGUGGUUGUAGGAGGGUAGGGGGAGGUGUGUGCGUGCACAUGGGUGGGGGAAGGGAGAGAGAUCGUGAAGGCUCGGAGUCCUGCUCUCUUUUGAAAUACUUUGCAUUUCAUUCUUCCCCGUCUUUGCUGAACAGGUUGAAUACUACACUAUAAAAUAAUCCCCCCAAAAUGUCCUAGGGAUCUGAACAGGUUCAAUUUCUCUUUCUAAAACUGCCAACCUCAGCAGAAAUGUCAAACUGACAGUGAGCGUAUACAGACAAACAGCCCAAGGUUCCCUGCCACAGUUUAAUUGCUGCUGUUAAAUUCACAUCUGGGUUUAUUUUGGAUAUGGUGGUGUCAUCCUAGACCUAGAAUACAUAACGUCAUGAAAUGAAACAAACAAAAUAUUGUUAUCAAAUAUCAGCCUACCGGGUACUUUAUGUUCAAUAAAGUGUCUUAUGUGGACAUUGCCGGUGACUGAAAAGAUAAAUGAGAAAUUAAGAAGUAUUGUCCAUUCACAACUGUACCACUUCUAAAACUGAUCUGUUGUUUCGUGUCAUAGUGCACUUUUAGAACAACUUUGCAGUAGCCUACCUAGAGGACUUCUGGUAAAAGGGCGUGGAUGGGAGGAGGGUUAAAUUCAUGUGAGGAAUCUGACGGACUCCUUGGCCUGGAGGCAGGAUUUUUUUUGCUCAGACAGCAGUCAUCUGUUUACUUGUUGUUUCAGCCCUGGCCUGAUCUAGGUCUAGAGGACUGCUCUUCCAGGAAAAAAAACCCUCUGCCCCUCCUCACACUAUAUUUUGGAGGGUAGAGUAAAAAACUUUCACAACAAAUGUAUAGGUGACAAACCUGUUUACUUUAAUUCAAACAGGUUUUUGUCAUCAUUUAUAGAUUGGAAAACCAGAGAAAAAUAUGCCACUCAAUAUAAUUUCUUAUUAUGUUGAGAACAGUUAUCAAACCACAACUCCUGCAUAUAUUUUGGCUUUAGUUGUUAUGCUUGCAUGUCCUUACCACUCACCAUGUGACCCACCCCCACCCACCAGCUACACAUAGUGAGUUAGAUUUUUGAUAAGAUUGAUAAACCGCAACCCUCUGUCCCUGCUUGCUUGUGAGAUCAAGGUUUUAAGCAUUUCUAAGAGCUAAAUGAUGUAGACAUCACGUCUAUGGAAGCCCUUUGAGAGACCUUCCUUUUUCAAGGUUGGUAAACACAGGAAUGAUUCUAAUCUAGACCUUGGUUUUACCAAAAGUUCAAAUGUUGUAAACACAGAAACUGUCACUCUUGAAUUGUAUCUGUUUGAAAGGGACUCAAUUUAAUCUAGAAAAACUAAACAGACUUCACUGAUUGCGAAAUUUGGAAACUUGGUAGAACACUGCUGAUGACUCUGAAUCACGUGCUGUUUGUGUUUCCCUCACUCUCUCAUUUUCUGUAUGCAAUCAGUGUUUGGCUUUAAACACAUUCAAUCCAACACACAGCAUUGGAAUAGGUGGCUUACUUUGGCUUUACUUACCAUUCAGGUGACUCAAAUGAUCUUGUAAAAUAAAGGGAAAUGUCUUUAACGUAUCAAAUAGGCUUUUUGUUACUUGUUCCAAAAUAACUCAGGGAUAUUUUUCUUUAAUGUGAAGCAAUAUUUCACUCCACAGCAUUCAUACUUUGCUGUACAUCAUUGAUUAUUCAAUUUGAGUUGAUUCACAUUCAGGGCUCUAAAUUGCGACCAUGUUGGUCGCAUAUGCCCCUAGAUAUUUUAUUUUGGGAGUACCAGUGCGACCAGAGAAAAAAUCCCCCAGAUAAUAAUUAUUGUAAUGAUAGGUUUCACUGUGCAGUUGUUUCCUAGUGCCCUAGAGAAAAAAAACGUGGUUACAGAUUUGUUCAGUCCAAAGCCUACAUUUUAAAGAAUGCAUCAGUGAUUUGUAUUUCUUGCAACUUUCUGAAGACGAAAUGGCAUGGGAAUGCAGCUGUCAACCACUUUGUGUAGCAAGUUAGUGAUGCCGAAACAGCAGUCAUUAUAUAUAUAUAUAUAUAUAUAUAUAUAUAUAUAUAUAUAUAUAUAUAUAUAUAUUCUGGUGCUCCUAGAUUUUAUGUUGUGCUCCUAACCUUUUAUUAGAACCCUGUUUACAUUACUUGUGCUGGAUACUAGCAUAUUUCACUGCCGCAAUAUGCCCACUCCAAGUUAUGAUCUUGUUUAAAACUGACUAGAAUCUAAGUGAAGCAAUAGGCUUCUGUUUUGCCCCUGAGGAGCAUGCCCCCCAGUUCAAUGCUCUAGUGAGAGAGUGGUGACCUUUGGCCCAGUUGUAAAUAGUGUUUUUCUCAGAAUGUGUGUGUAUGAGCCAAAAUACUGUCCUAUCAUUUUAUGACUUCAUAGGGAGUAUGCACCUCAUUGUAAUGUGUCAUUCUACCAUCUUAAAUCAUGGUUGGACUAAAGUCUUGACAGGAAACAAGUGUUUGUGCAACCCUGAUGGGCCACACCUUAAAAUAAACAUCCUCUUUCAAUCACUGAGCUUCGCUGAGCUUCUCUGAGACUUCAGCUGAGUGAGUGAGCUGUGUGAAUGUUAAAGGCCUUUCUCAAGUACACCUCACUUUACUCAGAGGACAGAGAAAGCAAUCAGGAACCCCUUAUGUAAAGGACGGGGGAAGUGAGACAUUUCUCACUUGAAGUUAGAAAUACCGAUUUCUCUAUACAGUAGGCCCUAUUGGCGUAGAUUAUUUACCGCUGUUUUAUGGAUCAACAGACAGCUUAACAGUAAUUUGCUCUUUAGAUUUGACAACCAUGUUUCAACACGCUUCAUUCAUUCUAAGUGUUGAAUGUCACUGCGUCAGUUUUAGUUACAGUUGAAUUACCUUGUUGAAACUACUGUUUUCUAGUCCAGGCAUGACGGCUAACUUUUAACCACUUUCCUGUAUUCAGAUGAUGACUAAUAGGACAGUGAUGCCAGUCCAUAUUGUUUAUUCAAACUGUCACGCUGCCAUUAUGGUGGGUGGCAAUUUAGGCUUUUUGAGGAUUGUCCUGAGCAAAAUGCAAACAUCUUUCUCAUCCUGCUGAAGUCGACAGAGACUCCUCCUGUGCAGUUUUCGCUCAGGUUUUCUGCUUGUACUGACAGUUAUUCACCUGUGAAGGACUUUUCCCCCUCACCCUGUUUUGGUGUGCUGGCAUAGGGUCUACACUACAUUAAUUGCAGUGUGUGCUCUUUCCUGGCAUAACCUGAAAAGGAUUGUUGCUGGAUGAUGCUGACGGAAUCAAAAAUGUAAUUGCUUUUGAAAGCCAAAAUAUCCUUAGUUUAGAAAUUAAUGAGGAAACGUUUUUAAAUAGCAUUUUAGGCUAAAUAGCUUUCUAUCCCUCCGGAAUGUACUACCAUAAACAGAUUAUGCUUGGAGAUAUCAUUGUUGUUUUGGUCUGUCCUUGAUCAUUAACUGUAUUUCUCUCUCUUUUUUUGUAGGAAUUGACCUUGACUGAAGCGAGCCAAGUAUUUGAGUCGUGGAAGAACCCGCCUCCUCCAGUCUACAUGGAGUAUUACUUCUUCAACGUGACCAACCCUGAAGUGUUCUUAGCAGGGGGCAAGGCAGCGGUCACCCAGAUUGGACCUUACACUUACAGGUAGGUUGACAACACACUCACUGCUCUCCUUUCAAAUGAGAUGGCCUCAGUUCACAAAGGGCUUGAGGUCCACACUCGUAACUCGAGACUUCAGUGGAACGCCUAUAUCGAUACCAAUGAAAGGUUUUUGCUAAUAUUUGUGUUUCAUGUGCGUAUCUCAAGUUAAGAUUCGGUCCACAAUGUAUUUGUUUUAUGAUCUGUUCGUUUGAUCAUGGGAAGCUGGUGAUGCAGGUUUUGGGAAAGUCAUAUUGACUGAAUGUUGUUCCAUGCUGCUGAACCUGCUCAUGGACUUGUUUGAACUCGUUCACAUGGGGGGGGAAAUAUCUCUGUGGAACGACUUAACCUUUCUACCCACACCUUUCCAUAACAGGGAAUACAGACCCAGGGAAAAUGUAACUUUCCUUGAAAAUGGAACCAAGGUUUAUGCCCUGAACCCCAAAAGCUUUGUCUUCGUCCCAGAGAAGUCCCGGGGUAAUCCAGAGGUCGACAUUCUGAGGACAGUCAACAUCCCAGCUGUGGUGAGUUAGUGUGUGUGUCUCUCGGUCUCUGCUUGUUACCUCUACAUACUUGUACAGUCUUCGCUUAUGUACUGUAUAUUAGCUGCCAUGGACAUAGUAUAGUAUGUUGGGCGGCAGAUGGACUAGCGGUUAAGAGCGUUGGGUCAGUAACCGAAAGGUCACUGGUUUGAAUCCCGAGCCAACUAGGUUAAAAAACCUGCCGACGUGCCUUUGAGCAAGGCUCCAGGGUUGCAGUCAAUAAUGGCUGAUCCUUGGGGGGUCUUCGAGGGGGGGAUUGGAAUAUGCAAAAAACACAUUUCCAAUUCACACUUGUACAUAUGUGAAAUAGGACAAAUGUAAGCACCCACCUAAUAAUAAUAAUAAUAAUUAAUUAUUAUUAUAAACUAUGGUGCAACGCGGUUCUAAGAAUACAUAGAAACAUGAGGGUGUGAAUCAUUCCACAACUGUUCUGUUUUGGUCAACUUUAACCUUUCGAGAGUCGCAGUAUAACCACUAUAACCAUGUACUGACAUUCCUUUACUGCACAUGUAUCAAACUCAUUCCACGGAGGGCCGAGUGUCUGCGGGUUUUCGCUCCUCCCUUGUAUUUAAUUGGUGAAUUAAGGUCACUAAUUAGAAAGGAACUCCCCUCACCUGGAUGUGUAGGGCUUAAUUGAAAGGAAAAAACUAAAACCCGCAGACACUCGGCCCUCCGUGGAAUAAGUUUGACACCCCUGCUUUACUGCAUCAUUCCAGUAGACUUUCCAAGCAUAAUGCUAAACUCCGUUUUAUGACAUCUUGGUGACUUGUUCCUAUAAACUUGUUACUUUAUCGCAGACACUUCCGUGGACUUAAUCCAAUUUCCAAUGACAAGAACCAGACCAGACGGCAACCAAAGCUAUGGACUUACAAACGUUGUUUAUGAUUGUGUUGCAUAGUGCCGUUGUGUUACUAGUGGAAAUUGGGUGGUAUGAUCGAAUGUGAUCUCUAACCCCCUCUCUCUCUGUUUCCUCCCCUCUCCCUGGACAGGCGGUGAUGAGCGAGCUGAACUCCUACUCCUUCCUGCUGCGUACCUUCGUCUCCAUGUGGAUGAACUCCAUCGGUGUGGAAAUCUUCAUGACCCGCACCGUUCACGAGGUGCUAUGGGGUUUCAAGGACCCUCUGCUCUCCAAAAUCCACGCCAUGAAGCCAGAGGUGGACGAGAUGUUUGGACUGAUGUGGAAGGUAAGCACUGUUUGUAUUCAGUAAAAACCUUGAAAUACUGUAAUAAACCAUAUGCUCACUCAGAUUACCCUUCAGAACUGGUCCUUGUUAAUACAGUUAUUCACUAAAGUUAUAGCCUUAGCUAAUGGCCGGUCUUGAAAUUGGGAUUUAGUAGAAGUUGUGACAUUGCGCGAUAAAUCCUUUAGUCAUCGGACCAGAAGGCGGUUGGUAGGGACUGGGACGAGGUCUUGUGGUGUCAUCACAUGAUGAGAGUGAAAAUGACAAUAUGCUGAUGAAGCUUGCUUACUUCCCCUCUUUCUGGGAGACUCAUGUCUGCUUUGGAGACUCGUGUCUGCUAUUCUGCCUCAAGCAAUAAGAAAGCAAACAGUCAGAUUUAACAAACAAGUUCAGGGCAUUAUUUGGAAAAUCCCCGAAAGAAGUAGACGUUGGGUAGAAUUUUACCUAUACCUAAACUUUCAAAUCUCAAUCUCAACUGUCAAAGCAUUUACGUGGAAGGGACUUUUUAUGGUUAGUUUGGCACUCUUAGUCUUACUGCUGCAUAUUAGGGUUGGGCGGUAUCCAGAUUUUUAUACCGUCAUACCUUUUCUGUACCAUGCCGGGGUACAAGGUAUUACCCGCACAAAACAAUUUAGGCAACAGGGAUCAGGACGGGAUUGAAUGUCUGCUGUAACCAAGAAGCUUCAUCUUGACAUCUAGCCACUUAGCUAGCAAGUUAGCAAACAAAAAUGCAUUGCUGGAGCCCUGAGCUGGAAAUCAUUUAUUUGACACAUCUUAGAUUUGUUAUAGUUAUACUUCUAGUUAUAAGCAGUGACGUAGCACGCACCCCUGCAGCAACACGCCCUGUUUUAAAAAAACGGUAUUGAAAAGCAUACCGUCUGUAUUUAGAAAUAUCCCAGUAUACGGUAUAUCGCCCAAACCUACUGCCUAUAAAACUGUAUUAUGAGAAAGGGAAAACGGAACUGGAUAGGCAGGUACAGUAAUACAGUGGCAUUUUUAUUUGAGCCUCUAGAGCACAAUAUUCCCCGUCAGUACAUUUCCAACGACGACAACCAGCCGCUUUAAACACGGAAAUUACUUCCCAAUUUACGUAACAUCAAUAAAGGAAGACGUUCUAACUUUAACAUGGCUUAUUAAAGGUUGUUUGUCUGUUUCUAAUUCUGUACCUGUCCACUGUUCCCCUGUUUGUUGGAUGUAUUUGUUUUGAUAUGACAUUCUAACUGAACUAUUGUCGCUCUCUUUCUCCUCCCAGAAAAAUGGAACUCACGAAGGAGAGUUUGUGUUCCUGACUGGUGAACGGGACUACAUGGAAUAUGGCAGAAUAGACACAUGGAACGGGCUGACGUAAGGACCCUUUUCCUCAGUUUUUCCACCUUCAUGUUGUUGUGAGGAAUGGAUAUCAAGAAAGUUUCUCAUGUCAGCAUUUUGCUUUUUGGUCGUUGCCCCGGCCAUUGGGUUUACUCAUUGAACAGGGAUGACUUGUUAUCUUUCCAAUUCAAGUAUUCAAAGUCCAAGGAUAAACCCAGUUGUUCCCUGUCAUGACAGAGCAGAUUGCAAAACCUUAUGUUUAAUGGCUUCCAGGCAGUUGAAAUGGAAUCAGUAUUUGGUCCCGUUGUGUUACAAUAACCUUAUGUAGACAAAGGCUUCCUGUUGAUGUCUAACAUUUCCCCUACCUUUCCCCUACCAACAGUGAAAUGUCAUGGUGGUCCUCUAACCAGAGCAACAUGAUCAACGGCACGGAUGGCAGUGUGUUCCACCCUCUGUUAUCCAGGAAAGAGCUGCUGUACAUCUUCGCUGCUGACCUCUGCAGGUACGUCACAGUCGUAUCUCCAAAUCUUGUAUUAUCGGUAGUUUAUGAUUUAUUUACAGUCAAAGCAGCAAGUACAAAGAGGGGCAGUGGUUUAGGUGAUAGCCAGACUGAUAAACAACUGUAGAAGACGCCACACCCUGAUCAUGGUAAAAAGUGUGAGCUGAGCAUGGCGUGAGGAGAAACUGGAAAAACGGCACAUGAUAUGAAAAAGAAGCUUUGAUUCAAUCAUGUACUUUGUCUUCUCAUAGUUACCCAAUGCUCAGCACAGUAUGUGACACAUUUGGGACCACCGUCCUCACACUCUUCUCUGGAAAUGACGUGUAGAUCUGAAUGAAGAAUUCCAAAAUCCUGCCAUAAUUUUGAUGUAAUGAGAAAGUCCUACUACAGUGGGGAGAACAAGUAUUUGAUACACUGGCGAUUUUGCAGGUUUUCCUACUUACAUGUAGAGGUCUGUAAUUUUUAUCAUAGGUACACUUCAACUGUGAGAGACGGAAUCUAAAACAAAAAUCCAGAAAAUCACAUUGUAUGAUUUUUAAGUAAUUAAUUUGCAUUUUAUUGCAUGACAUAAGUAUUUGAUCACCUACCAACCAGUAAGAAUUCCGGCUCUCACAGACCUGUUAGUUUUUAUUUAAGAAGCCCUCCUGUUCUCCACUCAUUACCUGUAUUAACUGCACCUGUUUGAACUCGUUACCUGUAUAAAAGACACCUGUCCACACACUCAAUCAAACAGACUCCAACCUCUCCACAAUGGCCAAGACCAGAGAGCUGUGUAAGGACAUCAGGGAUAAAAUUGUAGACCUGCACAAGGCUGGGAUGGGCUACAGGACAAUAGGCAAGCAGCUUGGUGAGAAGGCAACAACUUUUGGCGCAAUUAUUAGAAAAUGGAAGAAGUUCAAGAUGACGGUCAAUUACCCUCGAUCUGGGGCUCCAUGCAAGAUCUCACCUCGUGGGGCAUCAAUGAUCAUGAGGAAGGUGAGGGAUCAGCCCAGAACUACACGGCAGGACCUGGUCAAUGACCUGAAGAGAGCUGGGACCACAGUCUCAAAGAAAACCAUUAGUAACACACUACGCCGUCAUGGAUUAAAAUCCUGCAGUGCACGCAAGGUCCCCCUGCUCAAGCCAGCGCAUGUCCAGGCCCGUCUGAAGUUUGCCAAUGACCAUCUGGAUGAUCCAGAGGAGGAAUGGUAGAAGGUCAUGUGGUCUGAUGAGACAAAAAUAGAGCUUUUUGGUCUAAACUCCACUCGCCGUGUUUGGAGGAAGAAGAAGGAUGAGUACAACCCCAAGAACACCAUUCCAACCGUGAAGCAUGGAGGUGGAAACAUCAUUUUUUGGGGAUGCUUUUCUGCAAAGGGUACAGGACGACUGCACCGUAUUGAGGGGAGGAUGGAUGGGGCCAUGUAUCGCGAGAUCUUGGCCAACAACCUCCUUCCCUCAGUAAGAGCAUUGAAGAUGGGUCGUGGCUGGGUCUUCCAGCAUGACAACGACCCGAAACACACAGCCAGGGCAACUAAGGAGUGGCUCCGUAAGAAGCAUCUCAAGGUCCUGGAGUGGCCUAGCCAGUCUCCAGACCUGAACCCAAUAGAAAAUCUUUGGAGGGAGCUGAAAGUCCGUAUUGCCCAGCGACAGCCCCGAAACCUGAAGGAUCUGGAGAAGGUCUGUAUGGAGGAGUGGGCCAAAAUCCCUGCUGCAGUGUGUGCAAACCUGGUCAAGACCUACAGGAAACGUAUGAUCUCUGUAAUUGCAAACAAAGGUUUCUGUACCAAAUAUUAAGUUCUGCUUUUCUGAUGUAUCAAAUAAUUAUGUCAUGCAAUAAAAUGCAAAUUACUUAAAAAUCAUACAAUGUGAUUUUCUGGAUUUUUUUUUUAGAUUCCGUCUCUCACAGUUGAAGUGUACCUAUGAUAGAAAUUACAGACCUCUACAUGCUUUAUAAGUAGGAAAACCUGCAAAAUCGGCAGUGUAUCAAAUACUUGUUCUCCCCACUGUACACGUCUUGUGUCCAUAACCUUAUUCCCACUUCUCCCUGUGGUCUAGGUCUAUCCAUCUGGGUUAUGUUGAGGAUGUGGAAGUGAAGGGCAUCCCAGCCUACCGCUUCGCCCCUCCACAUGACGUCCUGCAGAGUCCUGAGGAGAACCCUACCAACGCCGGCUUCUGUGUGCCAGCUGGGGACUGCCUUGGCACCGGGGUGCUUAAAGUCAGUGUUUGCCGAGAAGGUAAGAGACUGUUCAUCACCCUGUUGCAACCCUGGUUUGCAUAACAAAGCAUGCGCCCCACUUACCCACUGUUUUGAUUUGACUAAUAACAUAACCUAUUUUUUUGGACUGAAAAGAAUACCGCAGUCAGUCUAGUUCUAGCUGCAAUAAAUAUCAGAAAUUCCCAUGUUUGACUAUGCAGAUUUUACAAUAGUGUAGAUGGUGAAUGAUUAACUCUGGAUGAGGGCUAUAAAACACUUGAAUUGCCUGCAUAGCUAUGAACUUGAGGGCUAGGAUAAGGCAUAUCUCUAAAUAGUUUCCCCUCAUAAAACAAUCGAUGUACAAACACAUGGUAUAUAAAUGCACUACUGUAACCCUUAAGUCUCGUGGGGGGAGUAGAUCUGUCUUUAAGUCCCAUACUGUAUGUGUGUUAAGAAACAUCCGCAUUUGCGGUGUGGUGCAGCAGAGAAAGUUCAACAAUCUGGAUGCUGUUAUGACUGAGUAAUCUCAGGGCUACAAGUGAACUAGGGCCCUUGUUAAUGCCUUUUGUUGGUAUGAAUUUCAUUUGUCAGAUAUUGCAGUUUAGAGUCGUUUCCAUAUUCCUUAGUGAGGGUUAUUAACUCACUCAAGUUGUACCACAGAAUGAAAUGGAACACAUUAUGUUGUGUCUCUGAGGUAGUACCUUGUGGAACUUCAGAAUGGUCAUUCUGACCUCAAAGGAAUUGUUUUUCUCUUGGGUUGUGAAAAACGGCCAUCAUUUCACCGUGUCAUCUUAUCAGAACCUGUCCGGUAUGGGCUGCCUUUCCAAUGGCAAGGAAGGAACUCAACACAUAUUUUUGCUAUCUGUUCCGCUAUCUCUGUGCUUGGGUUAUAAUACCAGAUAGCACACAUUAGCAAUCUCUCACAUCUGUCCAUGAUAUUUGUCCUUGAUAUUUCCUUUUUAGAUCCUCAAUAUUCAAACAUUUGACUUUGUUUUGCUUAAUCGUCCCUGAUGGAAGUCCAGGAUAAGGAUAUAGGUUAUUUGAGCAUAGCUGAGGGUGCUGCUUGUGGUGUUUUGUCUCUUAAAGGUCCAAUGCAGCUGUUUCUCCAUAUCAAAUAAUUUCUGGGUAACAAUUUAAGUACCUUACUGUGAUUGUUUUAAAUUAAAAUGGUAAAAAACUAACAAAAAUAGCUUCUUGGCAAAGAGCAAAGACUGUUUGGGAGUGGUCUGAGUGGGGAGAAAAAAAUAGGUGCUGUUAUUGGCAGAGCGGUUGGGAACUCUCUUUCUUAUUGGUCUAUUAACUAAUUUAGUGCCUGGUGUUGCAGGCCAAAACUCCAUCCCACCAAAAUAGGCUGAAAUUCUAUCUGCAAUAUUAAACCUGAUCUACCCCCUAAAACAUUUAAAAAUAAUUGCCUGAAAUUUCAGGCGCUCUUUUCAAACCGCUCUUACACUAAAAGGGCAUUAUCAUAAUUUUCACAAUUUCACAGUAUUAUUCCAACCAAAGAGUGGAGAUUUAGAUAACACAGAAUAUGCACAUUUUUGACUGCACUGGGCCUUUUAAAUCAUGUUUCACCCCCAUCUCCUUCCUCUUGUCCAUAGGUGCUCCUAUUGUGGUGUCAUUCCCCCACUUCUAUCAGGCAGAUGACAAGUACAUUAACGCUGUUGAAGGACUGAGCCCCAACAAGGAGGAGCAUGAGACUUACCUUGACCUUAAUCCAGUAUGAACAAACAUUUUAUCUAACAUCUAAAGUCAUAAGGCCAAUAUGUGGGAUAUGUUAUGGGGCCUAAACUAAGUGCCCAGUUUAUUAGGUACACCCAUCUAGUACCGGGUGAAACCCCCCUUUAGCCAUGAAGGGAUGCACCUGGUCAGCAACAAUGUUCAGAUACACUGUGGCGUUCAAACGUUGCUCGAUUGGUAUCAAGGGAUCUAACGUGUGCCAGGAAAACACUCCCCACUCCCUACACCAUUACACCACCUCCACCAGCCUGUACCGUUGACACCAGGCAGGAUGGGGCCAUGGACUCGUGCUGCUUACGCCAAAUCCUGACUCUGCCAUCAACAUGACACAACAGGAACCAGGAUUUGUGUUCCUGUUUGGCCCGCCUGUUAGCUUGCACGAUUCUUGCCAUUCUCCUUCGACCUCGCUCAUCAAUAAGCUGUUUUCACCCACAGGACUGCUGCUGACUGGAUGUGUUUUGCUUGUUGCACCAUUCUCGGUAAACCCGAGACACUGUCGUGCGUGAAAAGCCCAGGAGGCCGGCCGUUUCUGACAUACUGGAACCGGCGCGCCUGGCAUCGACGAUCAUACCACGCUCAAAGUCGCUUAGGUUACUCGUUUUGCCCAUUCUAACGUUCAAUCGAACAGUAACUGAAUGCCUGUUUGACUGCUUUAUAUAGCAAACCACGUCCACGUGACUCAGGAGCAAGCCAUUUUCAUGAACGGGGUGGUGUACCUAAUAAAUACUGUUUACAUAGUCUCAAUCUGAUAACAAAUAUACUGUAUUUAGUAGCUGUGUGACAUUUUGUACAGUUGAAGUCGGAAGUUUACAUACACUUAGGUUGGAGUCAUUGAAACUCGUUUUUCAACCACUCCACAAAUUUCUUGUUAACAAACUAUCGUUUUGGCAAGUCGGUUAGGACAUCUACUUUGUGCAUGACACAAGUAAUUUUUCCAACAAUUAUUUACAGACAGAUUAUUUCACUUAUAAUUCACUGUAUCACAAUUCCAGUGGGUCAGAAGUUUACAUACACUAAAUUGACUGUGCCUUUAAACAGCUUGGAAAAUUCCAGAAAAUGAUGUCAUGGCUUUAGAAGCUUCUGAUAGGCUAAUUGACAUCAUUUGAGUCAAUUGGAGAGGUACUAGUGGAUGUAUUUCAAGGCCUACCUUCAAACUCAGUGCCUCUUUGCUUGACAUCAUGGGAAAAUCAAAAGAAAUCAGCCAAGACCUCUGAAAACAAAUUGUAGACCUCCAAGUCUGGUUCAUCCUUGGGAGCAAUUUCCAAAUGCCUGAAGGUACCACGUUCAUCUGGACAAACAAUAGUACGCAAGUAUAAACACCAUGGGACCACACAGCCGUCAUACCGCUCAGGAAGGAGACACAUUCUGUCUCCAAGAGAAGAACGUACUUUGGUGCAAAAAGUGCAAAUAAAUCCCAGAACAACAGCAAAUGACCUUGUGAAGAUGCUGGAGGAAACAGGUACAAAAGUAUCUAUAUCCACAGUAAAACGAGUCCUAUAUCGACAUAACCUGAAAGGCCGCUCAGCAAGGAAGAAGCCACUGCUCCAAAACCGCCAUAAAAAAGCCAGACUAUGGUUUGCAACUGCACAUUGGGACAAAGAUCUUACUUUUUGGAGAAAUGUCCUCUGGUCUGAUGAAACAAAAAUAGAACUGUUUGGCCAUAAUGACCAUCGUUAUGUUUGGAGGAAAAAGGGGGUUGCUUGCAAGCCGAAGGACACCAUCCCAACCGUGAAGCACGGGGGUGGCAGCAUCAUGCUGUGGGGGUGCUUUGCUGCAGGAGGGACUGUUGUACUUCACAAAAUAGAUGGCAUCAUGAGGAAGGAAAAUGAUGUGGAUAUAUUGAAGCAACAUCUCAAGACAUCAGUCAGGAAGUUAAAGCUUGGUCGCAAAUGGGUCUUCCAAAUGGACAAUGACCCCAAGCAUACUUCCAAAGUUGUGGCAAAAUGGCUUAAGGACAACAAAGUCAAGGUAUUGGAGUGGCCAUCACAAAGCCCUGACCUCAAUCCUAUAGAAAUUGUGUGGGCAGAACUGAAAAAGCGUGUGCGAGCAAGAAGGCCUACAAACCUGACUCAGUUACACCAGCUCUGUCAGGAGGAAUGGGCCAAAAUUCACCCAACUUAUUGUGGGAAGCUUAUGGAAGGCUACCCAAAAUGUUUGACCCAAGUUAAACAAUUUAAAGGCAAUGCUACCAAAUGCUAAUUGAGUGUAUGUAAACUUCUGACCCAGUGGGAAUGUGAUGAAAGAAAUUAAAGCUUAAAUAAAUCAUUCUCUACUAUUAUUCUGACAUUUCACAUUCUUAAAAUAAAGUGGUGAUCCUAACUGACCUAAGACAGGGCAUUUUUACUAGGAUUAAAUGUCAGGAAUUGUGAAAAACUGAGUUUAAAUGUAUUUGGCUAAGGUGUAUGUAAACUUCCAACUUCAACUGGAUGUGUGUUUAUGCAGUACCAGUUGAUUAUUAAGAUUUGCUGUCUCCAUAUUGGAAAGGACAAGAUGUAACUGCAUGUUUCAAUUUAUUUUGUAUUUCUAGACCACUGGUGUCCCCAUCCGUGCCUGCAAGAGAGCCCAGCUCAAUAUCAUUUUGAACAGAGUUCCAGGCUUCCCGUAAGUAAAAAUCAGAACAGUUUUCCACACUUUGAAGCCUGAUCUUUUUUUCACUCAAUUCGUAUGAGGGAUGAGAAGGCCCAUUGUUGAACCUCGAGUUCUCACUGCAUUUUCUCUUCUGCAGCAAAACCAAACAUCUAAAGGAGAUAAUUUUCCCUAUCAUGUUUGUCAAUGAGGUAAGACAUAUAUCCUCCAUCCCUCACUCUCCAAUUUAUUUUGUGAAAUUCAGUCGGUCUCACGCGCAGCGUAGAAAUGUCAAAUUAAGUUGUAUCAGACAUUGAAAAAAUCUAGAAAUAUAGCCAGAGAUAACCCUUUAUUACUGGUCUAUUAUUAAGACUAGUUAAUAACUGGUUUACAGCAUCCAUUAAUAACACCAGUUAAUAACAUAGUAAAGACAGGUUGAUAACCUUAGUGAACCCCCACCUCCCCCAGACGGCCACUAUCGACGAUGACUCUGCUGCCCAGAUGAGGACCCUGCUGCUCAUCGUGACCCUGGUGUCCAACUUCCCUCUGCUCAUCGUGGGCAUGGGCGCCAUCCUGCUCAUAGUCUUCGUCAUCCUGGUCUGCAGGUCUCGCCAGAAGAAGGUAAGACCUCCCCUCUACCCUUGCACUUACUCCCAGGACACCCCAAACAAGAAUAUUCAUUAGCUUCUCUGAAAUAUAGUGUAAAUUGUACAUUUCAUUAACAAUUGGGCACUUCACUCACAAUAUGUCAGUUGUUGUGAAGGAUUUCAUAAGUGAUUAGUCUAUAGGGGUGCAAUGACACAACAAAGGUUUUAUGUUAGCUUUGACUGUGUUCCAUGUUUAUCUGUUUAUAUACCAUUUAUUCUUCUAUAUUAACAUCACUGGUCUGGUGACUGAGGGUAACCUCACAUAGUCAGCAUGUCCUACCUCCUGUAAUGUCUGUAUGAAAUGUUAUUCCGGCUGGCGUUUCUAACAAUUGAAACCACUGAUGUCAGAACAGGAAGUAUAUAUCUGAAUUGAGCAGUUCCCCGUUGGCAGACUGUCACAAUGAUAACAGUGUAUAGUCUACAGUGGCGUACAGGCACUGAACUCAAGUAAUCCUGUAGAAUAGCCAGUGUACUUUCAACACUUACGUGUUUGUCUAGGUUAGUCGAUCUGACCCCUUGUGCAUGACCCCAUUCCCCACCCAUCAGUCAUGACUCAGAUAGAUAAGAGUUAGCUUAGUAUCUUCCCCACAUGGUUCAACAACAGACAUAGGCCUGCCUACAUGUUCAUGCUGAGAAACAAAAUAGGAGUUCACAUCACAGACAGAGAAUUGGUAUUUUUAAAGUAUUCAGAUAAAUAUUGUUUUAUCAAAUAAAGCUAUUAUAAAGAACUGUAUAGUUACCGUAUUAUGAUAAAACAUUUCUGUAACCCCCCCCCCUUUUUCCUUUCUGUUUUAGAAUGAAGUAAAACGUAUUGAUUUUACUGAAGCUUUUCAUUCUUUUACUGUAAGUCUUCAUUUUGCUUCGUUUGCUAUUUUCUUUGAGCUGUUAGCAAUUCUUGCUUGUUGCUUAUCAUUUAAAUUAUCUUUAGGGAUGAUAUAUGGCCAAAAGUAUGUGGACACCUGCUCGUUGAAUAUCUCAUUAAAAAAUCAUGGGCAUUACUAUGGAGUUGGUCCCCCCUUUGCUCUUAUAACAGCCUCCACUCUUCUGGGAAGCCUUUCCACUAGAUGUUGGAACAUUGCUGCGGGGACUUGCUUCCAUUCAGCCACAAGCAUUAGUAGAGCAUGGCGCUUGUAACGCCAGGGUAGUGGGUUCGAUCCCCGGGACCACCCAUACGUAAAAAUGUAUGCACACAUGACUGUAAGUCGCUUUGGAUAAAAGCGUCUGCUAAAUGGCUUAUUAUUAUUAUUAGUGAGGUCGGGAACUAAUGUUGGGCGAUUAGGCCUGGCUUGCAGUCACAAAGGUGUUCAAUGGGGUUGAGGUCAGGGCUCUGCAGACCAGUCAAGUUCUUCCACACCGAUCUCGGCAAACCAUUUCUGUAUGGACCUUGAUUUGUGCACGGGGGCAUUGUCAUGCUGAAACAGGAAAGGGCCUUCCCCAAACUGUUGCCACGAAGUUGGAAGCACAGAAUCGUCUAGAAUGUCAUUGUAUGCUGUAGCAUUAAGAUUUCCCUUCACUGGAACUAAGGGGCCUAGUCUGAACCAUGAAAAACAGCCCAUGACCAUUCCUCCUCCAUCAAACUUUAAAGUUUGCACUAUGCAUUUGGGCAGGUAGCGUUCUCCUGGCAUCUGCCAAACACAGAUUUGUCCGUCGGACUGCCAGAUGGUGACGCGUGAUUCAUCACUCCAGAGAACGCGUUUCUACUUCUCCAAAGUCCAAUGGCGGCAAGCUUUACACCACUCCGGCCGGCGCUUGGCAUUGCGCAUGGUGAUCUUAGGCUUGUGUGCGGCUGCUCUGCCAUGGAAACUAAUUUCAUGAAGCUCCCGACGAACAGUUCUUGUGCUGACGUUGCUUCCGAAGGCAGUUUGGAACUCGGUCGUGAGUGUUGCAACCGAGGACAGAAUUUUUUUGCCCGCUACGGUCCUGUUCUAUGAGCUUGUGUGGCCUACCACUUUGAGGCUGAGCCGUUGUUGCUCCUAGACCUUUCCACUUUACAAUACCAGCACUUACAGUUGACUGGGGCAGCUCUAGCAGGGCACAAAUUUGACGAACUGACUUGUUGGAAAGGUGGCAUCCUAUGACGGUGCCACGUUGAAAGUCACUGAGCUCUUCAGGAAGGCCGUUCUACUGCUAUUGUUUGCCUAUGGUGAUUUGCAUGGCUGUGUGCUCGAUUUUAUACACCUGUCAGCAAUGGGUGUGGCUGAAAUAGCAGAAUCCACAAAUUUGAAGGGGUGUCCACAUACGUGUGUGUGUGUGUGUGUGUGUGUGUGUGUGUGUGUGUGUGUGUGUGUGUGUGUGUGUGUACUGAACAAAUAUAUAAACGCAACAUGUAAAGUGUUGGUCCCAUUUUUCAUGAGCUGAAAUAAAAGAUCCUGGAAAUUUUCCAUACGCGCAAAAAGCUUAUUAAUCUCCAUUUCUUUGUACAAAUUUGCUUACAUCCCUGUUAGUGAGCGUUUCUCCUUUGCCAAGAUAAUCCAUCCACCUGGACAGGUGUGGCAUAUCAAGAAGCUGAUUAAACAGCAUGAUCAUUACAAAAGGCCACUCUAAAAUGUGCCGUUUUGUCAUACAACAUAAUGCCACAGAUGUCUCAAGUUUUGAGGGAGCGUGCAAUUGGCAUGCUGACUGCAGGAAUGUCCACCAGAGCUGUUGCCAGAGAAUGAAAAUGUAGAUUUCUCUACCAUAAGCCGCCUCCAACGUCGUUUUAGAGAAUGUUGCAGUACAUCAACCGGCCUCACAACCGCAGACCAUGUGUAACCACGCCAGCCCAUGACCUCCACAUCCGGCUUCUUCAACUGUGGGAUCGUCUGAGGAAGGGGAGGGGGGGUGCUGAAGAGUAUUUAUUUCUGUAAAAAGCCCUUUUGUGGGGAAAAACUCAUUCUGAUUGGCUGGGUCUGGCUCCCCAGGCCCACCCAUUGCUGCGCCCCUGCCUAGUCAUGUGAAAUCCAUAGGUUAGGGCCUAAUGAAUUAUGUCAAUUGACUGAUUUCCUUCUAUGAACUGUAACUCAGUAAAAUCUUUGAAAUUGUUGCAUGUUGCAUUUAUAUUUUUGUUCAGUAUAUAUGUAUGCAUACAUACACUGAACAAAAAUAUAAGUAAUUGAAAUAAAUUCAUUAGGCCCUAAUCUAUGGAUUUCACAUGACUGGGAAUACAGAUAUGCAUCUGUUGAUCACAGAUUACUUAAAAAGAAAAAAGGUAGGUGCGUGGAUCAGAAAACCAGUCAGUAUCUGGUGUGACCACAAUUUGUUUCAUGCAGCGCGACACAUCUCCUUUGCAUAGAGUUGCUCAGGCUGUUAAUUGUGGCCUGUGGAAUGUUGUCCCACUCCUCUUCAAUGGCUGUGCAAAGUUGCUGGAUAUUGGCGGGAACUGGAACACACGGUCAUACAUGUCCAUCCAGAGCAUUCCAAACAUGUUCAAUGGGUGACAUGUCUGGUGAGUAUGGAGGCCAUGGAAGAACUGGGACAGUUUUAGUUUCCAGGAAUUGUCUACAGAUCCUUGCGACAUGGGGCCGUGCAUUAUCAUGCUGAAACAUGAGUUGAUGGCGCCGGAUGAAAGGCACGACAAUGGGCCUCAGGAUCUCGUCACGGUAUCUCUGUGCAUUCAAAUUGCCAUCGAUAAAAUGCAAUUGUGUUCCUUGUCCAUAGCUUAAACCUGCCCAUACCAUAACCCCACCACCACCAUGGGUCACUCUGUUCACAACGUUGACAUCAGCAAACUGCUCACCCACACAACAUCAUACACGUGGUCUGCGGUUGUGAGGCCGGUUGGACGUACUGCCAAAUUCUCUAAAAUGACGUUGGAGGCAGCUUAUGGUAGAGAAAUCAACAUUCAAUUCUCUUGCAACAGCUCUGGUGGACAUUCCUGCAGUCAGCAUGCCAAUUGCACACUCUCUCAAAACAAAAUUGCACAUUUUAGAGUGGCCUUUUAUUGUCCCCAGCACAAGGUGCACCUGUGUAAUGAUCAUGCUGUUUAAUCAGCUUCUUGAUAUGCCACACCUGUCAGGUGGAUGGAUUAUCUUGGCAAAGGAGAAAUGCUCAUUAACAGGGAUGUAAACAGAUUUGAGCACAAGUGUGUAUGGAACAUUUCUGGGAUCUUUUAUUUCACAUUUUACAUGUUGCAUUUAUAUUUUUGUUCAGUGUGUAUCUAUCUCAUUCCUGCUUCAUAUUAUAUUUUUUAUUUAAGUUAAAAAGUAUUUGGGGUUUGUUGGUUUUGUACAGUGACAUUAAUUCAUGAUUCAUCCUCCAUUAGUUUAUUCUAUAACAUUGCAUUAAACAUUUCAUUUUCAUGUGUAUAACAUUUCCAAUUUAGUUAUAAGUAUAUAACCGGUUGUUGUUUUCAUGGUGGAAUUCUGCUUUGUCCUUUACAAAAUAUUCUUCCCUCUCCAGACGGCAAAAGACGAAACUGCCUACACACAAGUCAGCGAUAAACCAGAGGUUGAACCAUCAGACAACAACCACACCAACCAGCCAAUGAGGAACGGCUCCUACAUCGCCAUGUCUCCUGUGGAGGCUCAGAAGUGUUGA